Acipenser ruthenus (sterlet) is the source of this 3282-nucleotide messenger RNA. Its product is annotated as serologically defined colon cancer antigen 8 homolog. The record is from RefSeq and is a predicted model, not a curated record. Lineage: Eukaryota; Metazoa; Chordata; Actinopteri; Acipenseriformes; Acipenseridae. Gene Ontology annotation, cellular component: centriole; centrosome. The transcript has 18 exons. The coding region runs from base 273 to 2474 and encodes 733 amino acids. Gene Ontology annotation, biological process: centrosome cycle; establishment of cell polarity; tube formation.
CAACUGCUUCCUGACAACAUAUUUUUGUAACCAGGCGCAAGUUCUGGUUUUUGUAGUUUUUUUGGUGCCCCAUUUCAAUACAGGAACAAAGGUUUGGUAAAUAAAACACUACAAUCUCCAUCACCUUUUCAUAUAGGGAAGUAGAUACAACAAGGUGAUUGGUUUAGCUUGCGGCGCUGCAGUUAAAGGGCAGUUUUGAGAUAGCUGCCGUAGUAACAGUCGUUAUAAGUUAAACUUCAAAAACUAAAAAUAUAUAUAUAUAUAUGUGAUUAAUGAAUUCUUCCUGGGAUUCACAGACUGAGGUUGGUGAGGAUUUGGAAGAAUAUAAGAAGAGUCUGAGAGACAGAGCCUGCAGAAGCAUGACACAGCUGAGGAGUGUGUUAGAAGAGCAGCCCUCUGCUGAAGCUGCUCUUUCUCCAAAGAAGGGGGCUGGAAUGGCUCACAGCAGUCCUCAGGUUGCAGAGGGGUGGGGAGAGGGGGACUUGGAAAUGACCUGGCAAGAACUACAGCACAGCCAUGCAGUCAAUCAGCUAAGAUCAUUGCUCCGUCAACAAGAAAGGGAAUCUGCACCUAGUACGCCUACAAGCAGAAGAAAAACAUCACGCAAGAGGCCUUCAGAAAAAGGAGAUGCUGAUUUGCCGGCUGUUCAAGAUCUCGUCCCUAUUAUUAACAGCCAGUCUGAAUACAUUCAGCAUCUAGAGGAGGAGGUCAAGUUUUGCAAGGAAGAGCUCUUUGGGAUGAAACAACGCAUUAGCGUAGUGAUUCUUGAAAAUGACAAACUGCAUGAAGAAUUGAAGUUGAAGACUGUUGAGGACACUUUGAAAGACUAUACUAUCCUGGAUACCUCGACAAAUGCCCUGGAAUCCUGUCCCCAGACUGUCCCCAGAGCUCCGGAUCCCAGACAGCAUUCUCACAGGCAGCAGCAGCAGGUUCAGCCCCCAUCGGCUCCUGCACAGCCUCUAGCAUCCAACAAUCCGACAGAUGCUCUGAAAUGGCAAAUGGAACUGGAAAAGUUAAAACUACUCUAUCAAGCAAAAACGGAAACAUUAGAAGCGCAGGUGAUGUCAUUGAGAAAAGAUUUGGCAGUUUCACAGAAGGACUGUGAAGAAAUGAAAGGAAGACUAAGGCAUCAGGAGUCAGUUGCAGCCAUGUCCAGUGGAAACCGUGUUGGUGGCUUGUGUUUGAAGUGUGCCCAACAUGAAGCUGUUUUGGCACAGACCCAUACAGAUGUACAUAUGCAAGCGAUAGAAAGAUUAACAAGAGAAAGAGAUGAACUGAUGGCCGUAUUAUCCUCCCAGAGGAACAAUCGGGGUGAAAUGGAGCAAAGAGAAGCCAACGCAUAUCGUCAGGUCAAACAAGCUGUGGAGAUGGCAGAAGAAGCCAACCUGGAAAAAACACAGGCUUUGAUCCAAUGUGAGCAGUUAAAAAAAGAGAUGCUGAGGCAAAAAGAUCGACUUGAAAUGGAAUUGGCUGCUGAACAAGAGAAGAUUACCAAAGCAAAGGAGAAGGCACGAGAGGAAAUGAAGAAGGAAAAAGAAGAGUUAGCAGCAUCUGUGAUGUCACUAUCCGUAAAGGUGGCUAGUCUCGAAGGACAGCUCGAGAGGUUAACCAGAGAAAAGAAUUCAGUAGCCAAUCAGCUGGAGGAAGCUCAAAGGCAGCUCUCUUCUCAGGAGUUGGAUAUCAGUAAGGUGUGCGGAGAGCUGCGGUAUCAGUUAAACCAAUCUCAGUUGAAGAGGGAUGAGGCAGAGAAAGAGCUCCGGGAAUUCAGAACUAAAACCGUAAGGGAGCUUGAACUCCGAGAACAGGAAAUAGAGAAGCUGCGCCUGGAGCUGAACGAAACCAAGCAGCGUCUGGAACGUGCUCAGCAGGACUCGGCCUGCGCCAAGGAUGAGUCCCUGAGACUGACAGAGCUGCUGGGCAGAUCUGAGCACCAACUGCACCUCACCAGGCUGGAGAAAGAGGCUGCUGUCCGCUGCCGCAGUGACGACGUGAAGGCCUUGACCUUCCAGGCCCAACACCGUGAGCAAGAGCUGAUACAGAAGAUGCAGCAAAUGGAGGCUCUGCAUGAGAAGAGCGUUAAUGAACUGGAGGCCUUGUUAAAUUCACAAAAUACUUUGAUAGGCAAACUGAAGGAUGAGUGCCGAAUCCUGGGUACAAAGCUGGAACGUGUCACAGAGAAGAACAGGUCAGAAAUUGGCCAGCUUUCCCAGGAGAACAUGUACCUCCGGGAUACUCUGGAGAAACUGCAGUCUCGCAGUGACGAGAUGGAAGCGCAGUGUAUUCAGCAUGGGCGGAUGCACGAGAGAAUGAAACAAAGACUAGGACAGCUAGAUCAGCAUUGCCAGUUGAGCGCUCAGCAUGUGAUGGAAUUGCUGAACAAGCAGAAUCAGCUGCUGAAGGAGAGGCAUGCUCUGACUGAGGAGAUGCAGCACCUGAGGGUACAGUUGCCUAGUUUAUCAAGAAUUGAAAGCUGACCAUCAUGAACAUGAGAGCUGUCUCAAGAGGUGUCUUUGGUCAUCAUAGCACCAAAUAAUGGAUAAUGAUAGUGUUUUUUUUAUUUGUUAUGUAACAAUUUGCACCUGUGUCUUUUUUUAUUCAAAUUCAUUAACUACUGUUUAUAUGAACAUCUCAGAGGCUGUCAUGUGUAUUGAAAUAUGAAACUAAAACCUGUUUUCUCAAAACUUAAAACACUCCCAUUAUAUUAUUUUCCAUGCAGUUUCUACUUAUUGUGUUUUAUUAAUAUUUGAGCUUGCAUGCAUGUGAUAAUCUACACAGAUUGAAAUGGAUAGCUUCCUAUUUGCAAGAAAAAAGCACAACACAUUUACCUCCUUUCGUAAUUUGGAUGAAGAAAGAUGGGAAUUACUUUUGCAGAUUUGCUAUAUCAGAAUGCUUAUAGAAAAAUGUAUACUAUGACUCUGCUUUCAACCAAUUGCCUGAAAUUGAAAUGGUCUGUAAGUUUGUUUUUUGCUUUCAGUUCAAGUUAUAUGUACAGUCUUCCACAUAUACUCCAACACUGUCAUUGUUUUGAUAUCUUAAUUAUUAAAUUAUGCAAAUGUGUUUCUAAGUAAACAUGUGCAAAAUGACAGUCAACAAAAACCCCACCUGUUAGGAAAGCUUAUAAUAUAAAAUACCUUUUUUAAUUGUUUAAUAAACCAGUGGGGGGGGGGGGGGGCACUGUAUUUAUUAAGCCUUUUAAUUGUCUUUUGCUACCUGUGUAUUUGGUUUUGUAUUUAGCCAUACAUCAAUACCUAUUUACAAAUAAAUAAAUAAAUCUUUCAAAAA